AUGAUGCAAGAAAAGGCUCUGAGCGUCUGCUCCUCCUCCUCUCUCAGGGUGGACUACGAGAGGAUCAAAGCCAUUGGUCCGGAUCGAGCCGCAGCAGAGUGGCUCCUGAGAUGCGGAGCCAAAGUGAGGUUUCAGGGUUUCGAGCGCUGGCACUACGACUACAACGGACUGCCAACUGGGCCUCUGGGCAGAUACAAGAUCCAGGGUAUCGACGCCACAGAGUCCUGCAUCAUGUACCGAGGGUUUGACCACCUGGAUGGCUUGAAGCAUUUGGAGGAAAUCAAGUUGAACAAGUGUAUCUACAUCGAGGACACCUGCCUGGAGAGGCUGAGCUCCAUCCAGAGUCUGCAGGAGAGUCUGUUCAUGAUGGAGGUGGUGUCGUGUGGGAACGUGACCGAUAAGGGUCUCAUCGCUCUGCACAAGCUCAAGAAGCUGGAGUAUCUGUUUCUCAGUGAUCUCCCCGGCGUCACCGACAGUCAGACGACAGUGGACAGACUAAAGACGGCUCUGCCACGUCUGGACGUCGCUCUGGAUCUGGACUGAGUGUUUGAGGUCAGGUUUUACUUGAAACCUGACCUCAAAGUAGGACUGUAGAGUAAACAUAUAGAUCCUGGAUGUACAUGAGAGUCAUAGUGAGCUGAGCGGGGAAACACGUCCAGCAGAGAGAAGCACUUUAAUGUGGAAACCUGGAGAUUGAACUCUUCUGUUUAUUUUAUUUUCAUCAUGUCAGGUAUGAAAUGUUACUCCACAUGUAGAUACAGAGAAAAACAAAACGCUGAGGACUUCAGAGUGUCUCUUCUUUUCUGUACAUCAGUUUGGCAUUCAUUGACAGAUGGCUGUGAACAUCCUUAGCACCAAAGAUCCAGAAAUAACAAGUCAGACGUGGUGAUUCUGUUAAACGCUCAUAAAUAUGGGAAUGUUAUUCACUCCUAAUGUCAAUAAAUAUCCUCAGAAGUUCUGAGAAGUCAUGAAAAAAGA
Notolabrus celidotus (New Zealand spotty) is the source of this 978-nucleotide messenger RNA. It is a transcript of the gene dmac2l, whose product is annotated as distal membrane arm assembly complex 2 like. The transcript is spliced from 4 exons. The coding region runs from base 1 to 543 and encodes 180 amino acids. Lineage: Eukaryota; Metazoa; Chordata; Actinopteri; Labriformes; Labridae. The record is from RefSeq and is a predicted model, not a curated record.